GCAAUUUUUUGCCGUUACGUUUUUUUCUUUCCCUCUCUCCAAAAUUUUUUGCGGCCGCAUUCCACCCCUUUACCUUCUCGAUCCCUAAAUAUUUCCAUCCAACCUAUGAUCUCACCUACUUUGCUCUUUUCUUUCUUGAUCUCUUCUCGAUUCCCCCUCUACCGCCACCUUACUGCCACCAUAAUCCCCCCAACUUCCCCGACGAGCACUUCUGCAUACUGCCACCAGAUUCCCCCUCUACCGCCACCUUGCUCUUUUGUUGUCUCCUCUUCUCAGAGGACACGAAGGGCUUAGGGCGUCGAUUAGGGAUUUUGUUCUGGUCGUCGCCUCCUCCUCCUCCUCCUCCUUAUCAUCUUCAUCAACAAAUCCAUCAAUUUGUCCUCACCAUCGCGGCCGACGAGCUCGGCUUCUUCUGGGUGGCGAGGAUGCAAAGGAGGACUCCAGUCGGUUGCAGGCCAGGGAGUCGCCAACGAGGCGAGGUGCUUGUGGUUAAACCAUAAAACCCUAACAUUAUCACAUCGCCGAUACCAACGUACACGAUUUUCUACCACGGCAUUUGGCAAAUGCUCAAAGGAGCCAAAGGUUCCCAUAGCGCCAUGACGAUCGCCCUUCCAGUCGCAAUCGGCUCUCUACCCAUCGGCGCAACCCCAGUCAGGUUCAAACAAACCCAAGCGCCGGUAGCUGCACUUAGGAUCCAGUCUCCGCCUUCCUCCUCUUCCGCCUCCGUCGACUGGGUGAAGGUCACCGACGGCGAGUUCUUCCAAACUGACUCCAGGCCGAUCAUGCUCUUCGACGGCGUGUGCAAUUUGUGCAACGGUGGAGUCAGAUUUGUUUGCGACAAUGAUCGCAACAGGUCUCAUGGUCCUUUCCAUUUUCUUCUUCGUUUUCCCCCUUUUCUCAGAUGGUAAUUUUGUCUGGUAUCCGGUCGUCAAGAACAAUUUUUUUCCCAUUGAAAUAUUUCUUCUAUGUAGAAUGAUUAGGUACGAGGCACUUCAGAGUGAAUCCUGUAGGAAACUUCUGCAAUCUUAGAAUUAUUUUUUUUAGAAAAAAAUCUAAGAAGUUUUCUUCUGUUUUGAUCUAUAUAAAUGGAGUCUUCUUCAGUUGUUGAUUGAUAUACAACUGGGUUUGCAUAUUAGAAUUUAACUAGGUUUGCAUCUCAUGUUCUAUUACAAGUGGAGUCUCACUCAUGUUCUAUAAAAUAAAAAGAAAAAAGAAUUAAACUGGGUUUGCAUCUUAGAAUUGAUAUACCAUGUGGUUACUCAGGUGUUUUUUAAAGUUAAAACCUUUUUAUGCGUUAAGUUUUCAUUGACAAGUGGAGAGUGAACUAGAUCUUAGACUUUGCUACCCUUUAAUCUUACCUAGAGCGCACUCUAGAUUAGAAUAUAUAAAAUUGCUAUUGCAGGUGAGAUCUCUAACACGUGAUGUUAGAGUGUGGAGCCUUCUGUUAUCAAUCUCUUUCAAUCACUAGGUAACACAUUUGCAAACUCCAUCUGCCAUCAACAACUAAUAGCAACUUAGAGGAUGUCUCUAGGUAAUGAUAAUGAAGUCCUGGAUUGCCAAAAAAAAAAAAAAAAUCCCUGCAGUUGUGGUUGUUAUUAACAUUUUUUAUUCAGCUUUUGUUUGCUUAACAAGAAUCAAGAGCAUUCCUCUAUGAACAAGCCUAAACAUUCACAUCCAAUUACAGUGAAAGAAAAGUUCAUUCAGACAAAGGUGUGAUGUGAUGCGGUCUAUCUCUAUUCUAUUAUUUUUUUUUAUGUUUAUGGAUACAUCAACUAGAAGAAGGCUUAGUGUUUUACCUUUUUGCACAUGUUUAGGAAGCAUUUUUCUUCAGUAACUUCAAUCUGCUAAGGUUUAUUUGGACAUGUUAACAAAUGUUAUGUACUUGAGUGUUACUUCUUAGUUAUCAUCUCUUUGUUCAAUUUUGUUAUCCUCAAAUUCUGAGGCCUGCAUGCAUGUAUUAUGAUUCAGAAUCAUCUACUAUUUUUUACGGUGGCCAGCUUUAACAUAGAAAGUUUCAGACAGAUGGCAUCACAUUUCUUUGAUUUCGAAUCUCUAUUUUCUAAUUCGUGUUUCAGGAACUUGUAGUGAGAGGCGAAAAAAAGACCUAAUAGAAUACUGAUGCAUCUUUUCUCUCACCAAUAUGCAGAUAAGUUCUUUGUUCAAAAAACAGUAGGAGAUCAGCUUUCAGUCACACAACAAAUGUGGGAUAGUGUCUGUGCUAAUGACAAGAAAACAGUCUAUCAACAUAUUGUGGCUUCAGAUGCAGAUGUGCAUGUUGUCUAUGGCCUGACAUAAGCAAAUUCAUCUUUAACACUCGCAAAAGCUAUGCUUCUGUCGAUCAGACAACUGCCGUGGUAGAUCAUAGUUCUAGCUGCUUAUUAACUGAUACCUUGCAUAAAUCUUCUACUAUGAGUUCUAUUGGCUCAGCAGGCAAUAGUGAAAAUAGAUAUGAAUUGGAUGAAUGCUUUGAAGGCUUCACUCUACUUCAUCUUGCACGCCUAACUUCAGAUAUGGGCAUGGUAGAGCUCCUACUGCAGUAUGGUGUAAAUGUUAAUUCCACUGAUGUAAGAGUAAGGACACCACUUCACCAUUGUAUUCUUAUAGGCAGACAUUCUUCAGCCAAACUACUACUGACAAGGUGAGUUGCCCUAUUCAUAUACUUCUGAGUUCAUGACAGCAUCUUAUUUGGUGCGACAAAUUAGUGAAUUCCUUUGUUAAAUAUUUUGAGACCUGAGUCUAUAUCCAUCUUAGGAGAAUUUUUGGAAUCUCUAUGAAGGCAGUUUUUAAUUAUGCAUAAACUCUGCACCAUUCCUCCCUUUUUGCCUUUCUCUGCAUUUUCUCACUAAAAAUAACACAAGAGGCUAUCAUUACUGAUCUCAAGUUCCAGAAAUAUUUUACAAAAAGUUAUAAUAAAAUGUGAUAUUGUAUUAUUUUCUUAACUUGGAUACAUCGACAUACCUUAGCUGGAUUUUUUGUCUUUUAGAUAAAAAAAAAUCCUUUGCCUCAUAGGAUUGAGCUAUAAAAGUUGUCCUUGCAUGUAAAGUAGCAUCUUAUUGAUAAUGUCACAUUGUCUUUUAGAA
This is a messenger RNA of Zingiber officinale, 3080 nucleotides long. RefSeq names its product DCC family protein At1g52590, chloroplastic-like. The transcript has 3 exons. Bases 564 to 908 code for a protein of 114 amino acids. The record is from RefSeq and is a predicted model, not a curated record. Lineage: Eukaryota; Viridiplantae; Streptophyta; Magnoliopsida; Zingiberales; Zingiberaceae.